Meloidogyne enterolobii is the source of this 269-nucleotide messenger RNA. The record is from the annotation of a GenBank genome assembly. Lineage: Eukaryota; Metazoa; Nematoda; Chromadorea; Rhabditida; Meloidogynidae.
UCUCAGAAAAUAGAAAAACUUUAUUAAAACACUUUUUAGGGGAGAACGAGUUUGACGCAACAGCAAAUUAUGUAUCAGACAGAUUCCAUUCUGUUGUAGCACAAAACAUGACUGAGGUGAAGACUGUAUAUACCCAUUACACAAAUGCAACCGAUACAAGGAACAUAGACAGGGUAUUCGAAUCCUGCGUCGACGUUGUUUUCCGAGUCAGUAUGGAGAAGGUUGGACUAAAAUGAAAAAAUUUUUCUAAAAUAGCUGAUAAAUUGAUA